GCAGGAAGUACACUCAUAAAUGUGUGUGUGUGUGUGUGUGUGAGUGAGAGAUAUGACACUGUGAAGACGCCUUAUGAGUGCGAGUGUGUGAAGAAAGACGGACAUGAAGAGACACAAACACCCCUCCAAGUGGUUCGGCAGCCUGGUCAACCUCUCCUUUCGCCGCCAGUCCGCCAAACGGGAGGCGGCCCCGGUGCACCAUGGGACCCUGGCCGGAUCAGCUGACGACAUGGAGUCCGGCCCCCAGCGCCGAGGAUACGCCCGCUCCAGUGACAUGUACACGCAUGUGGGCACCGUGCCGCGCGGCGACAGGCGGCACAGGAGCAGUCAGGAGACAGAGAAGACCAGGGCCGAGACCAUGGAGGACCAGGAGGAGGAGGGAGCAAGCGGCUGGGCGAGGACGAGGGAACACGUGCGAGACUCCCCCUUGCUCAGCGCUCUGUCCAGCCUCAGCCUCCACAGUCCGGACCCGCCUCCGAGGGCGUCUGCAGCCACGCGGCCGCUGCCCGCCACACCUUCACCUUUGACCCCUGACAGCAGCGACCCUUGUUGGAGCCAGGAUGCCGAAGGCCCCCUCCAUGCGGCACCGUCCACUGUGACCAUGGCCGGCCCAAGAAGUCCCGCUCAGGAUGUGUACGUGCCCAUGGACCCCAUCAGUGAAGACCACCACGGACACGUGCACGAGCGAGGGCUCACGUGCACGCGGGAGACCUCAAAGGAAGAGGAAGACAUGCACAGCCAGUGUGACGUGGCAGAGAGCAGUAGCGAAUAUGUGAAGUUCUCCAAGGACAAGUUCUGGUUGGAGCCGCCGUCGGAGGACCUGAAGAGGCAGCUGGAGGAGGAGCUGAAGCUCUGCAGCUCCAACCUGAGGAGCCAUGCCUGGUACCACGGACCCAUCCCCCGGGAGGUGUCAGAGAGCCUGCUGUCCAACCAUGGCGACUUCCUCAUCAGGGACUCUGAUUCCAGUCCGGGGGACUUUGUCCUGACGGCUCGCUGGGACCAGAAGACCAACCACUUCCCCAUCAGCAAGACGCUGAAGACCCGGGUCCAGUACAGUCUGGACCGGGAGUCCUUCGACUCGAUGCCCGCGCUCGUUCACUUCUACGUGGGCGGCCGAGGGCCCCUGACAAGCUGGAGCCCCGCCCAGAUCCACCGGCCGGCCAACCGGACGCUGCCACUGAGCUACCUGGAGACGGCGUUUGGCGCCACCCUGGACCCGUGUCCCAUCCCCCCGAAGGAGCGUGGCAAGCGACCCCAGCAACACCUCCGCUCCGAUGAAGAGACCCGCCUCUCAGCUGACAACAAUCUUCCGUCCAGAAGCUCGACUCCUUCCCUCGCAGGAAGUGGGGAGCCAGUCGUUUCUUGCACGGCGCCCAUCAGCACUCUAGCCCUGCGGCCGAAAGCGGAGCGGGACGGCGCUCCAGCCGUGCCCCCGGAAGCGGAGCGGGACGGCGUGCAGCCGGAUGCGGAUGGCAGCUGCUACACGGAGCUACACCCGGGCCCGCAGAGCUUUGUGGAAAGGCUGCGUGCGGAGGAGCGCCCGCCGGGGGCGGAGGGCGUCCACUCCCCUCCCGUGGUGGAGACAGUGUCCUCCAUCAGGCCCGCCGGGUACCGGUCGGCGCUGAUGCCCGCAGAGAACAAGCCUCUGGAAGUGGGCAUCCUGCAGAGGGUGAAGGCCAUCUUGGCCCAGGUGGACCCGAAGACGGCGGCACAGCACAUCACCAAGUGCGACUGCACGUUGGCUCGGAUACUGGAGGUGCGGCCGGAGGUGCAGAGGAUGAUGGGAGUCAGCUCCGGGGUGGAGCUGCUCACGCUGCCGCACGGCCAACGCCUCCGAUUGGACCUGCUGGAGAGGCUGCACGUCAUGGCCACCACGCUGGCCGUCAACCUGCUGGGCUGCACCGGCACCGCUGAGGAGCGGGCGGGCCUGCUGCACGGGAUGAUCCGGACGGCGGCCGAGCUCAAGAGCAACAUGGGCAACAUGUUUGGCUUCGCCGCCGUCAUGAGGGCGCUGGAGCUGCCGCAGGUGACGCGUCUCGAGCACACCUGGGCGACAUUACGCCAGCGGCACACAGAGGGCGCCAUUCUCUACCAGAAAACUCUGCGGCCCUUCAUGAAGAGCCUGAAUGAAGGCAAAGAAAGCUGUCCUCUGUCCAGCACCAGCUUCCCGCACAUACUGCCCCUCCUCUACCUGCUGGAGAGAGGCGUGGCGCUGGGCGAGGGGGCGGAGCCUUGGGAGACGGCGGAGGACGGCGUGGACGUGGUCAUGUUGCAUCUCGGGGUGGCCAGGACCGUGGCACAAAUGGGCGACGUCUACAGGUCCAACGCUGAGAGCAAACUGCAAGGUUUCCAGGAGCAGGCCGACAUCUUGGAAGUGUUCCAGACCGACUUCCAGAUGAGGCUACUGUGGGGGAGCAGGGGCGCCGUGGAGAGCCAGGCGCCGCGCUACGCCAAAUUCCAGCAGGUGCUGACGGCCUUGUCCAACAGGCUGGAGCCGCCCGCGCCCCACGCCCCAAAAGCCUGACUUGAGACUCCCGCCGAGACAUCAAUAUGCCGUUUUUAGACGGUCCCCACAAGGUCCGUUCCCAUGACUCGAGUGUGUGAAGUGUCAAACAUGCAACAUGCCGUUUUUAGACGGUCCCCAGAAGGUCGGUUCCCACAGGUGUGUGAAGUGUCCAACAUGGGUACUGCACAAGAAACUUUGUGUUCUCUGGCAUCCCGAGUGGGGGCGUGGUCCUCGGCGGUCAUGUGACGUCCGGAGAACGUUGCAGACCGCACGUUCUAGCGCAGAACUUUGCCGAGCAUGUUUGUUGACGUUGUGAAGGCUGGACCUCCACGACACGCCAACAGUAUCGCAUUAUUCCCGAAACGUAAACCUACAUUCCAAUAGCAUGUUAACAUUAGCAUGUUUUAAUGGGAACAGUUAGCAUACUUGCAAGAAAGAUAUGUCUAAAAACCCAUGAAUUUUAGGUUUAUAUGAAUAAAUUUGCAAAAAUGUUUGCAUAAAACAUUAGCAUGCUAACAUUAGCGUGUUAUAAUUGGAACAGUUAGCAUACUUGCAAGAAGGAGUCUCCGUAUAAAUUUUGACGGGCCUGCUAUCUGUGCUGUGAACCUCUGACCCCGAGGUUGAUUGACGCUAAAAAGCUAUCAUAAAACGUUAGCGUGUUAUAGUAGGGAUUGUUAGCAUACUUGCAAGAAGGAGAUAUGUCUCAAAACCCAUUAGUUUCAGGUUUACACAUAUAAAAUUAGCAAAAUGUUAGCAUCAAACGUUAGCAUGCUAACAUUAGCUUGUUAUAAUAGGAACAGUUAGCAUAUUUGCAAGAUAGAGAUAUGUCUCAAAACCCAUGAAUUUUAGGUUUAUACGAUACAUUAGCAAAUGUUUUUGCAUAAAACAUUAGCAUGCUAAUGUUAGCGUGUUAUAAUUGGAACAGUUAGCAUACUUGCAAGAAGGAGAUAUGUCUCAAAACCCAUGAAUUUUAGGUUUAUGCGAAUAAAUUAGCAAAAAUGUUUGCAUAAAACAUUAGCAUGCUAAUGUUAGCGUGUUAUAAUUGGAACAGUUAGCAUACUUGCAAGGAGAUAUGUCUCAAAACCCAUUAGUUUUAGGUUUACACAUAAAAUUAACAAAAUGUUAGCAUCAAACGUUAGCAUGCUAACAUUAGCGUGUUAUAAUAGGAACAGUUAGCAUAUUUGCAAGAAAGCGAUAUGUCUCAAAACCCAUGAAUUUUAGGUUUAUACGAAUAAAUUAGCACAUUUUUUUGCAUAAAACUUUAGCAUGCUAACGUUAGCGUGUUAUACUUGGAACAGUUAGCAUACUUGCAAGAAGGAGAUAUGUCUCAAAACCCAUGAAUUUUAGGUUUACACAUAUAAAAUUAGCAAAAUGUUAGCAUCAAACGUUAGCAUGCUAACAUUAGCGUGUUAUAAUAGGAACAGUUAGCAUACUUGCAAGAAGGAGUGUCUGUAGAAAUUUUGACGUGCCUUCUAUCUGUGCUGUGAACCUCUGGCCCCGAGGUUGAUUGAUGCUAAACAGCUAGCAUACAACGUUAGCGUGUUAUAAUAUGUGCGGUUAGCAUACUUGCAAGAAGGAGAUAUGUCUCAAAACCCAUGAAUUUUAGGUUUAUACGAAUAAAUUAGCAAAAAUGUUUGCAUAAAACAUUAGCAUGCUAAGGUUAGCGUGUUUUAAUAGGAACAGUUAGCAUACUUGCAAGAAGGAGUCUCUGUAGAAAUGUAAACAAAAGGUUUAUGUUUGAAUCCCAAACUGAACGUAAACACUGGUCUUUCAUACUUUCUUAAUUAUUAAACAAACAAGACAAGUUUUAUAACAUUUUAUCAAGGGAAAAAAAGUGUCUUUUUUAGACAUUUGUGUCAUUUUAACAUGAUUAUGUGAUUUUCAUGGACUGAUGACUUGUCAAAGUAAU
Messenger RNA from Entelurus aequoreus (snake pipefish), 4415 nucleotides. RefSeq names its product SH2 domain-containing protein 3C-like. The transcript is spliced from 11 exons. The record is from RefSeq and is a predicted model, not a curated record. Gene Ontology annotation, biological process: small GTPase-mediated signal transduction; positive regulation of peptidyl-serine phosphorylation. Lineage: Eukaryota; Metazoa; Chordata; Actinopteri; Syngnathiformes; Syngnathidae. Gene Ontology annotation, molecular function: guanyl-nucleotide exchange factor activity. The coding region runs from base 104 to 2524 and encodes 806 amino acids.